Messenger RNA from Glossina fuscipes, 543 nucleotides. RefSeq names its product mitochondrial import receptor subunit TOM22 homolog. Lineage: Eukaryota; Metazoa; Arthropoda; Insecta; Diptera; Glossinidae. The coding region runs from base 1 to 543 and encodes 180 amino acids. Gene Ontology annotation, biological process: intracellular protein transport. The record is from RefSeq and is a predicted model, not a curated record. Gene Ontology annotation, cellular component: mitochondrial outer membrane. The transcript has a single exon.
AUGAAAUUUAUUGAAAAGAUCAUCUCCGCCGUUAACGUUGGCAAAGAAAAGACGUCAGAAGCUAAUACUACAACUACAACUGCAACUGCAAGUGAAAACGGAAUUGGAAGAGAAAACGCAACUGCAAGUGAAAACGCAACUGCAAUUGCAAACGUAACUGCAAUUGCUGCUCCUAUUAGUAAUUCUAAUAAGGAAGAGGAAAGCUAUGACGAUGAACCUCCCGAAACAAUUAAAGAGCGUUUAUGGGGUUUGACGGAAAUGUUUCCUGAACCGUUACGAGAAUUUACCAGUGGGUUGCUAUGCGUGACGUCCAGAGUUAUCAUGCGUGUUUACAGAUCUGCAUGCAGUGCUUCUUGGAUUUGUUUUACAAGUUCUGUGAUACUUUUUGCUCCUGUUAUAUUUGAAACAGAGCGUGCUCAAGUAGAGGAAAUGCAAAAGAUGCAACAUAAACAGCUACUAUUAGGCUCUGGCGUAGGAGGUUUGCCAGGUGCGAACGAACCAACACCGCAAUUUGCAACAAGUGCAAAGAUGUCUUCAAAUUAA